AUGUCGCUAGAAUGGCUUGACAAACAAGCUCAAGACUCCGUGAUAUAUGUUUCAUUUGGCACAACAACUUCAUUAUCCGAUGAUGAGAUCCGAGAACUUGCUAAUGGAUUAGAGAAUAGUCAACAUAAGUUUAUUUGGGUUCUACGAGAUGCUGAUAAAGGGGAUAUUUUCAAUGGUGGAUUUAUGAGUCACUGUGGUUGGAACUCGAGUAUGGAGAGCAUCACCAUGGGAGUUCCUAUAGCUGCAUGGCCAAUGCAUUCAGAUCAACCAAGAAAUGCUAUACUAGUAACAGAGGUGCUAAAGACUGGCAUAAGCGUAAGGGAUUGGGAGCUCCGUGGUGAGCUAGUAACGUCUUCAACAAUUGAAACAAGUAUUCGGAAGUUGAUGGCUUCUGAUGAGGGAGAUGCGAUAAGGAAGAGAGCUGCUAAACUUGGCGAUGAUGUUAGGCGGUCAGUAGAAAAAGGUGGAGUAACACGCAUGGAGAUAGAUUCAUUUAUUGCUCAUAUUACUAGAUAG
This is a messenger RNA of Lactuca saligna, 516 nucleotides long. NCBI's taxonomy places the organism in Eukaryota, Viridiplantae, Streptophyta, Magnoliopsida, Asterales, Asteraceae. The record is from the annotation of a GenBank genome assembly.